Molecule: messenger RNA, 861 nt
Organism: Archocentrus centrarchus (flier cichlid)
Lineage: Eukaryota; Metazoa; Chordata; Actinopteri; Cichliformes; Cichlidae
Product: Fc receptor-like protein 3
Exons: 3
Biological process (GO): cell surface receptor signaling pathway; immune response
Cellular component (GO): external side of plasma membrane
Molecular function (GO): transmembrane signaling receptor activity
Source: RefSeq, a predicted model, not a curated record
AUGAAGCAAACGUCUCUUCAGCAGCUGCUCUCUCGUCUGACUGUGAGUCCCAGCAGCUCGCAGAUGUUUGAAGGAGACUUUGUGUCUCUGAGCUGUGCUGAGGACGACGACUCUGCUGGAUGGACUCUGAGGAGAAACACAAGCAAAGAAACCAGGACUCAGUGUGACAGCUGGGGGAGAUGGUCUGGUUUUUCCUGCAGCUUCAGCUACAUAUUAACAGAAGACAGUGGAGUUUACUGGUGUGAGUCCAGAGAGGGUGCCAUCAGUAACAUGGUUAACCUCACAGUCUCUGGUGGAUCAGUGAUCCUGCAGAGUCCUGUCCUCCCUGUGAUGGAGGGAGAUGACGUCACUCUGCUCUGUCAAACAAAGACCACUCCCUCCAACCUCCCAGCUGCUUUCUAUAAAGAUGGCUCCCUCAUCAGGAAGCAGCCUACAGGUCACAUGACCAUCCAGCAUGUUAACAGGUCUGAUGAAGGCCUCUACAAGUGUUGCAUCAGCGGUCAUGGAGAGUCUCCAUCCAGCUGGAUCACUGUGACAGGUGAGGAGCUUCACUCUGAUUUCACCUCUUAUUUCAUCCACAUAUUCACCUGAACAGGUGGGAUUCUCUCUGCAGAAAAACCUACAACCACAGCUCCACCCACCCCUGCUGACCCGCCGUCUGACUCCUCCUCUCUCCACCUUGCAAUCAGAGUGCUCCUCCACCUGGUGGCGUUCUUUCCAUACUUGGUCUCCACUCACCUCAUGGUGUCUUUAUAUCGACACACGGCCAAAGGUAACAGUCUUGGCUCAGCCCGACCUGCAGAGGCUGAGCAGGGACUGGAAAACUAUGAUGACAUCAUCAGUACUGUGCAUCAGUUCUGA